Messenger RNA from Cavia porcellus (domestic guinea pig), 4598 nucleotides. It is a transcript of the gene Dhtkd1, whose product is annotated as dehydrogenase E1 and transketolase domain containing 1. Gene Ontology annotation, biological process: tricarboxylic acid cycle. Bases 119 to 2884 code for a protein of 921 amino acids. The transcript is spliced from 17 exons. Gene Ontology annotation, molecular function: thiamine pyrophosphate binding; oxoglutarate dehydrogenase (succinyl-transferring) activity. Lineage: Eukaryota; Metazoa; Chordata; Mammalia; Rodentia; Caviidae. The record is from RefSeq and is a predicted model, not a curated record.
GGGCUCCGAGGUGGCUGGCUGCGCGCGCUGCCCUGCUCACCCCCGCGGGACCCUCUGCUUCUCUGCUCUGCGCCCCGAGUCUUCCUGCAGUGGCCCUCGGCCUGGGACCCCGCGGGAUAUGGCCUGGGCCACGGCGUCUGCAGCAAGGACGGCCCUGGGUCGGGCCUCCUCACUCCUCCUGAGGCGAGGCUACCAGACGGAGAGGGGAGUCUACGGCUGCCCGCCGAGGAAAACCGAGAGCCGGGAGCCCCGGGCCGCCACGGCGCGCACCCCAGUUGAUCAUGGCCUUGCCAGGUUGGUGACAGCCUACUGUGAGCAUGGUCACAAAGCUGCGGAAAUCAACCCCCUCCUCGCUGGACACGCCCCGCUGGACAGCGUGCCUGAGAUCCAGGCCCUGGUGCAGAGCCUGCAGGGCCCCUUCCGCACCUCAGGAUUACUGGACAUGGGGAAGGAGGAGGCCUCUCUGGAGGAAGUGUUAGCCUACCUCGGCCAGAUCUACUGUGGACCGAUCGCUAUUGAAACUGCUCAGCUUCAGAGCCAGGAGGAGAAAGACUGGUUUGCCAGGCGGUUUGAGGAGCUGAAAAAGGAGACCUUUACCCUAGAAGAGCGGAAGCACCUAUCAAAGCUAAUGCUGGAAUCUCAGGAAUUUGACCACUUUCUGGCCACCAAGUUUGCCACUGUGAAGCGGUAUGGAGGCGAAGGAGCCGAAAGCAUGAUGGGUUUCUUCCACGAGCUGCUGAAGAUGGCCGCGUACAGCGGGGUCACCGACGUGGUCAUCGGGAUGCCCCACCGAGGGAGGCUGAAUUUGCUGACAGGCCUUCUUCACUUGCCUCCAGAGCUGAUGUUCCGGAAAAUGCAAGGCUUAAGCGAAUUUCCAGAGCAUUCCUUGGCCACUGGAGACGUCCUGUCUCACCUGACCUCCUCUGUGGACCUGGACUUUGGUGCCCACAGUCCCCUCCACGUGACAGUGCUGCCUAAUCCCUCCCAUCUUGAAGCUGUUAACCCCGUGGCCGUUGGGAAAACCCGGGGCAGGCAGCAGUCUCGCCAGGACGGGGACUAUUCUGUAGAUGGCUCUGGCCGGCCUGGGGACAGAGUCAUUUGCCUGCAGGUUCACGGUGAUGCUUCUUUCUGUGGUCAAGGGAUUGUUCUUGAAACAUUUACGCUGUCUAAUCUCCCACAUUUCAGAAUUGGUGGGAGCAUCCAUUUGAUUGUCAAUAACCAGCUGGGCUACACCACUCCAGCAGAGAGAGGAAGGUCGUCUUUGUACUGUAGUGACAUUGGGAAGCUUGUGGGCUGUGCCAUCAUCCAUGUUAAUGGAGACAGGCCAGAGGAAGUGGUCCGGGCCACACGACUGGCUUUUGAAUAUCAGCGCCAGUUCCGCAAGGAUGUGAUUGUUGAUUUGCUAUGCUACAGGCAGUGGGGCCACAAUGAGCUGGAUGAGCCUUUCUUCACCAAUCCAGGCAUGUACAGAAUCAUCAGAGCCCGGAAGAGCAUCCCAGACACAUAUGCAGAGCACCUCGUUGCCAGCGGACUCAUGACCCAGGAGGAGGUGUCUCAGAUAAAAGCCUCCUACUAUGCCAAGUUAAAUGGCCAUUUGAAGAACAUGGCCCACUACAGCCCCCCAGCUACCAACCUGCAGGCACACUGGCAGGGCCUUGUCCAGCCAGCAGCACGUGUCACUACCUGGAACACCGGUGUGCCCCUCGACCUCCUGCGCUUUGUUGGUGCCAGGUCCGUGCAGGUGCCCGGGGAGCUGCAGAUGCACAGCAGCCUUCUCAAGAUGUACGUUCAGUCCAGAAUGGAGAAGGUGAUGAGUGGGACAAAUUUAGACUGGGCCACGGCAGAAGCCCUGGCCUUGGGCUCCUUACUCGCUCAAGGUUUUAAUGUCCGUCUGAGUGGCCAAGAUGUUGGCCGCGGAACUUUCAGUCAAAGGCACGCGAUGGUGGUUUGCCAGAAGACAGAUGACACGUACAUUCCUCUGAACCACAUGGACCCUAAUCAGAAGGGGUUUCUGGAGGUCAGCAACAGCCCUCUGUCGGAGGAGGCCGUCCUGGGAUUUGAAUACGGGAUGAGCAUCGAAAGCCCAAAGUUGCUGCCCAUCUGGGAGGCUCAGUUUGGUGAUUUCUUCAACGGAGCGCAAAUCAUAUUUGACACCUUCAUUUCUGGAGGCGAGGCCAAGUGGCUCCUACAGAGUGGCAUCGUCAUCCUCCUUCCCCAUGGCUAUGAUGGGGCUGGCCCAGACCACUCAUCCUGUCGCAUAGAGCGGUUCUUGCAGCUGUGUGACAGUGUGGAAGAGGGAGUGGACGGCGACACUGUGAACAUGUUUGUGGUGCACCCGACGACUCCCGCCCAGUACUUCCACCUGCUCAGAAGACAGAUGGUGCGGGACUUCAGAAAGCCCCUCAUCGUCGCUUCUCCCAAGAUACUGCUCAGGUUCCCUGCAGCUGUGUCAACUCUACAAGAAAUGGCCCCAGGAACAGCAUUCAGACCAGUCAUUGGUGACCCAUCUGUGGAUCCAAAAAAUGUCAAGACCCUCGUGUUCUGCUGUGGCAAACACUUCUACGCCCUGCUGAAGCAAAGAGAAUCUUUGGGGCCCAAGAAGCAUGAUUUUGCCAUCAUCCGCAUAGAAGAACUCUGCCCUUUCCCGCUGGAUUCCCUGCAACAAGAGAUGAGCAAGUACAAGCAUGUCAAAGAUUUUGUCUGGAGCCAGGAAGAGCCCCAGAACAUGGGUCCAUGGUUUUUUGUUUCUCCAAGAUUUGAAAAGCAACUGGCCUGCAAGCUUCGUCUAGUGAGCCGCCCGCCCUUGCCAGUGCCCGCAGUAGGAAUUGGCACAGUGCACCAGCGGCAGCACGAAGAUAUCCUCACCAAGACUUUCAAAGCGUGACGUCCUGUGAAGAAAGCCUGUUCCUGAGAAGCAAACUGCCCAAGGCAAAGGCUUGCUUCCCCUGCUCUGUCCUCUUCCUGUUGGGUAACAUGAAAACUCUGUGUCUUUCUCUAAAAUGUUGAGAUCUGGGAUAGCAGGAAUGAAUACCCACCCAGGGAAUCAGUUAUGAAUACACAAAUGAGAUUAGUACAUUUUUAUCCUUAAAAGAAGAACAGCGUUACGUUUUGUUUAGAUCUGAGUGAGCUGGAGAACUAGGUCAUUACCCUGGUGAUUGCAGGAUCCAUAGGCAUGAACCACACAUGACUGGGAAAAGUUCUUUAGCCAGAAUUUAGAGUCCCAUAUAGAGGAUCUCAUCGCCACUGCUGUAUUUGUUUGAUGUGUGUUACUUUCAUCCAGUUUUUCCCCUUUUUUUUCAAAGUCUUGCGUUACCAAUGUUUUCAUUUUAUGUCUCUGGCAACUGUACUAAAUGUUCUACCCGACUAGCAAAACUAGAUUAUCCCUGACGUGUGUCAUUAAUCUUAAUGUUAGGUCCUACUAAAUAUAAUCUCAAGAUGUCUGAUCUUCUAGUCCUAUACUUUUAAAUUAAGGAGUUUUAGCUAAAUUAAUUUAUAGUCUACUUGGCCAUAUUUUUUUCCCUAAAUUGUUCAUACAAUCCUACCUUACAAUUUUUAACUAACUUUGGUGUCUAGUAUGGGAAUUUCAGCACCUAGUCAAUCGCUGUGUCUCUGAAACUCCCAGCUGCAAUGUUUAUUUGUGGUGUUUAAACAACACUUUUGGAAGAGCCUUUCCCGGUGCUAGGAUUUUUCCUAGCUAGCAGACUCACUCUGGCCGAAGUUACACCUGAGACCGGAUGCCUCACUGAACAGCGGACUGUGCAGCUUCCCUGGACUCGGUGCCGAGGAGCCUCCACCAGCCCCCAUUCCUGUGGGAUGACGCUGUUUUUCUGAGAAGUAGGGUGACAUACGUGGGCUACCACAUACCCACUCCCUCUCUGCUUUUACCAGCAACUGGUUGUGUCCUUCAGAAUCCGUGUGGGCUGGUCUGGACACAGCAGUAGAUUCAUGGUUUACAUCUCCAACAUGUCCGUCAGUAUAAUGAUUUCACGUUUCUACGUCAUUCUCCUCCCUCUCCCUUAUAUCUGCCUCAAUGCUUUUUUCUUGUCUCAUAUUUUGCAUCACUCAUGUAAACUGGUAAGACUACAAAGGUCUAUUUAAUGACAGUGUUUAUCAAUGUAUUUUUAGUAAAAAAAGCAUAAUGCCUUUUUUUUCUCAGGUGUUUCAGCUUCUUGAAUUAAAAGGUUGUAAAUGUCUAACUACAAAAGGAAAUGGAAGAGCUGUGUUAAAAACUUUUUGUUUAGCUCUCUCUAAAUUUGUCCCUAACUUUAUUCCUCACAAGUUUGGGACCUCCUAUUGCAUCUUUUCCAGCUUGAACCAAGAGCCACAUCUCCUGUCAUUUUAACCUUCUUCCUCCAGUCACAUCUGUGCCCCUUGCAGGAACCAUUUGAAGAAUUUCAACCCAAUAUGCCUUACCUUUCUACUACUACUGUUAUAUUCAUAUCCAAUUUAUUUCUAUUACCUGUAUCCAUGACAGUGUCUUACUCAAAGAAAAACAAUUUGAUCAUCAGUAAGCCAAAUAUAUUAGCAACUAUGGAAGAAUGUUAUUUUGUUUAAAUUACACAUUACGAUUAGAAAAUAAAAGUUUUUCUUGUGAGGAC